CCCCCCCCCCAAAGAGGAACCUAAGAAUUAACUACCCAACCCCUAGUUUCAUUAAUUGGUGUGUGGGCCUGUGUCGAAUUUGGCGCCCGUGGCUAAAGGUACCGUGUGGAGUUGUGGUGUUCGCCAAUAAAGCCAAACAAAUAAACGCACACGGAGAUAACAUCAACCUCAGGUUAACGUAAUCGAGAGUUAAAUUUCAAAUCUCAAAAUCAGAGACAAAUUCAAUGAUAAUAAAGCGAAGAAAUGUGAUUGAGAAAGCGAGCACUGCCGACUCUUCCAGUUCCUGUAAUCGUGAUUGUGGAUGUUGUUGUUGUUGUUGGUGUUGUUAUUGUUGUGUGUUGUGUUCGCCCGACCUCAGCAGAGUAUCACACAGAGAGGGAGAGGGAGAGAGAGAGAAAAGAGAGAGUGUGUCGCCGUAUCACUUUUUUAGUGCUCGUCUCCCGAUUGAGCUCAUUGCCGGGCACUCAGCGUAAUUAAUUCAACUCUAUAUCGUCGUCAUUUUCUGUCUGGCUAUCGCCUGUACAACCUUAAUAUGCCGUGUCUUGACUUGCGUGCAUAAUAGUAAUAUACGGUGGGCACCAAGCAUGCACUCUUUUCAAUGGCGAGUAGUACUCAAUGUCAAACCAGCUAUCUAAUACACAGUUCGUGGUAGUCAAAUAAUGUAACCUCAACGGCCAUCGAAUUAUCACCCCACCCCUUCACCCCUUGCCCCGCCGCUCCAUCUCCCCCCCCCGGACGCGAGAUGUCGGCUAGCGUCGAGCGACCUGCCGUGGCCUCUGCGGGUGGCUCCCCGGUUCUGACCGCUCUGCGGUCGGAGGCUCCGACCCGACCUAAACCCCCAGCGGCACCUCCUGAAAAGGAAAACGCCAAGGAUUCAAAUGGUUUUUCAACGAUCAGUUCGUCAAGUAUCAGCGCCGUGAGCGAUGAUGCCGCGCGGCAAGCUGGCAAAGAGUACCGUAAGUGGCAACAUAAUGAACAUGAGCGUCGGCGAAAGGAUAAGAUCUCAGCAGGAAUUCUACGCUUGGGAGAACUUCUACCGGAUAGGGACCCGCGCAAAAUGGCAAAGGUGGACAUUCUCAGCCGCGCGUGCGAAUAUAUCACCUACCUUCGCGACCUCAACGAAAAAAUUGUAUCGAAUAAGAUUCCGGAAGCGCAAGCGACUUUACUGACUGAUUUACGGAAACAGAUCCGUGAAUUGGAGAAAGUAAAUUCGAAUUACAUGCGUCUCUUGCAAAAGCUGGGUAUUUCUCUUUGCUCCGAGCCGAUUGGUCUAGUUAAAGGGAACCCUGACCGAACCCCUGCCGAACGAGAGGCUGAGAAAAACACGGCUGCACAAAUUGCCAGCAAAGUGACCGCAUUGGCUAAGGAGGGAACCGUGACUACAGUCACAUCUGCGGCGGUAUCUUCAACCACAGCUAUUCCCGUGCCUCCGAAAAGUGACAGCCAGGCACCGCAGCUAACGACAUCAUUAGGAAAUUUGACUGGUGCAUCUGUGAGUCAAUUACAACCCUUAAAUGGAGUAAAUCAACUAUUGCCUUCGUCAAUAGUACAGUUAAAUCCGGGUGGGCCACCUAUUCUCAUGACCAAUGAUCCACCACCGGCUACAAUGUCCACGAUGUUGAUCCCCCAAAGUUCUCUCAUCAUACCGCAGACGUUAAAUGGAGCUCCAACCCAACAACUCAUUCUUAACGGGCCAGGAGGGCCCCGCAUUGUGAACACCGUUUCAGGUACGACUGGAGUGUCGGGAGACCUGCUGCUCAGUGGGGCUCAAGAAUUACUGAUGCAAGCGGCAGCCGAUCCAAAGGCGAUUACUCUUGGCGCUAACGGAACCACUGUUGUUAACGGUGUAGGCGGCGUCGGCGGACAGAUUCUGCAAUUAGGUAAUGGAGGCACGAUAUUGCUGCCUUCCGCCAACGGCAGUUUACUUCCGAUUGUUUCGCAUGCCACCAAUCCUACACUGUCCAUUGUUAGCACUGUUGCCCCGACAACUGGUAUACUUCAGCCGGCCUCUGCCCCAAAGAAAGCCAUUGUUAGUUUGCCUACGAGCGCAGCACCUAAGCCUGUUGUCCUGUCGACUUUAGUUUUGGACGCGGACACAGCUAUGCAAACUACUAACCCUGCGAUUAUCGCUACGGAGAACAGCAGCAAUAAGGAACGCGACAAGGGUAUUAAAAGACCUGCGAGCACGCCCAGUGGAAUUCUGGCGGUCUCGGAGAAAAAACCCAAAUCAGACCUCAACGAAGGGUCAUCGGAGGAGCUAACGAAAGACGGCAAGGAGACACAGGGCGAGCUGGAGCGUUCCUCCAAUCCUGAUCUGUUGGCGCAGGCAACUGAAAGUAUCUUUAGUUCGCAGGUACCCGACCCUCCAAUAACUCCUAUCCCGCCGUCUCCAUCGCCACCUACACCCGUCACUGUGCUCACGCCCCCGAUGUCUGUUGCCGCUCCCAGUGUUCGAGCAGCAGCAGCGCGAAAUUCGCCAUCUCGUGCAAUGCAUUCGCAAACCCCUCAAACGCACACGUUGACCUUGCAAGGACACACGACCACGACGACGACGACCACAACGUGUGCUGUUAGCAGCCUUCCGGUUACCGCGCAGCAGCAGAAGCCUCAGUCAGUUCCUGCUCAAUCAGCUCAAAGUCAACCAUCACAGGUUUUGCCUAUGCAAAGUGUAGGCUUGACGGCGUCUGUCCCGCCAACGACAAUCCAACCGAGUACAGCAGUUCAGCAAACACAACAACGACAACCACAAUCGGUGUCUCAGGUACAAUUGGCGCCCCAGCAACAGGUAACGUCUCAGCAACAGUUAGUGUCUCAGCAGCAACAACAGCAUCAUUCGUUAGCUGUGGCCACGUCUGUAGAUUCUUCUAUGGCUUCCCUACACAACUCGACCCCCGCAGUGACGAUAGAUCAACCAUCGACAGUGUCACCUCGAACACCGGUGCAUAUCGUGUCUCAGACAGCUGAGCAACAAAAAAGAACUUUAAUGACGUCUAGCAAUUUGCCUACAGUGGCAGUAACAAUGGCAAUACCAGGGCCCACACGACAGCCAAUGAAAGCUAAACCAUCUGUUGCUCCCACGAUUACAACUGCUCUUCCGACAAAAAGCCAGGAUCAGGAAGCCUCGAAGUCUCAAGCAAAAUCCCCACUACUUCCGAUCGUGGCUCCCGUGUCAGAGAGCAAGGGCUCGACAGCCUCAGCUGCAGUUACUGCUACUACCGCAUCUACGGUCACUUCCACUGUCGUAUCGAAGGCAAGUGGGAUGACUGCGGCUACGAACGGGGAUCAAAAAGUGUUGGUUGUGCAGGCCGUGGCUGGCAGCUCGGCGACGGCGGCUCAGCGAAUCCAGCGGCUUCCGUCGGCGCCGGCGGCUCUCUCCGGUGCGCCAACUUCGCAUACGACGCUUACGGCGUCUACCCCGGCCGUAACCCAGAUGUCCCCUCAGCCAGCAGCAGCAGCAGCAACGUCCGGUAGCAGGCGUGCUGCAGCGACGCCACCAGCCCCAGGUCCUUCUCUAGUCUCUUCGAAAAGCUCGUCGACAAGAACGUCGACUAACAGUAAUAACAGCGGAUUGUCGUCAACUCCGACAUCAAUUUCUACUCCAGGGUCAUUGGCCUUGAUAGUGACAACGGCGAACGAAAAACGUCAUUCGCCUUCUGCCGUUUCAUCCGUUCCCAAAGUAUCAACGACUCCUACGUCAUUAGUGACGGCUACUAAUAUCGCUGUUAAAAAAGAUGAUGAGAGCAACAACAAUAAUAACAACAACAACAACAGCAGCAGCAGCAGCAGCAGCAGCAGCAGCAGUAGUAAGAAGAAGCCCCAAAACCAGUCUGGCACGAACCAUGGACGGCAAAGCCAGCCCCCGCGGACCGUAGCCCAAGUACUGAAGGCUGAGGCUGCUGCGAAAGCGGCAUCGUCUCAGUCGACAACGGCGACAGUUCCUGAAUCGGCCAUAUCUCAUAAUAUAGUCCCUUCGUCAUCUCCACUGCCGCCGACGUCACAGACAUUGCAUACGCCCGCUGCGACACUAAGCAACAGCCUGAGCGUUCCUCUGAUCUCUGGCCCAAACAGUGGCUACGCGUCCUCCGCGGAUCCUAUGCCUCCAUUCACGUCUCUAUCCUCGGUAAAGUAUCGGGGUCUACCCAGUAUGCCGAUAACCAGUAUGUCCUCGAUGCAGCCGCAGCCCAUGUCCCAUGGAGCGGAUAACUGCAACUUCCCCCGUCUACCGUUGCCGCCGAUGAAUAUUAAUUACCGGCAGGGGGUCAACCAUUUAGCGAACAUUCUUCCUCCACACUCAAUGCAGACCGCUGUGCAGCCCCCACCCCCGCCCGCCCAAGCGCCGCUUCCAGUUCUCAAGAAUCAGGACCUGUCUGCAGUUAAAGGACCUUCUAGGCAGGCAUCGAAAUCAAGCACAUCAACGUCUUCGUCGAGCUCUUCAUCAUUAUCGUGUUCGACAUCGACUACUCCUGUUUCUAUAGCUCUCGGCCAUAAAAGGUCUAGUACGGAGCAAAAUCUACCCAAAGGACCCUCUCCUGCGCUCAGCCCCCGUCGAGACCUUAUGUCACCGUUGCAACAGCCUCGGCAAAGUCCUGACAGCGUUAUUCAUAAUAGCAAUAGCAGUAGCAACAACAACAAUCGAAUGGGCUCGGUUGUCAGUCGAUCGCCUUCGAUGGAACCACCACUUAAUGCUCCUCAACUGCAUCAUCACAAUGAGCAACAACAGCAAAACACCCAGAAUCAACAGCAACAACAACAACAACAGCAACAACAACAACAGCAGCAGCAGCAGCAGCAGCAACAACAACAGCAACAACAACAACAACAGCAGCUAUGCAACUACUCAGCGGAGAGCCUCAUCGGACCACCAAUAGUUCAGUUCCCUAGCUUACGGAGCACGAGUCAUCUAAACUCCUCAUAUUCUGCCGAAAGCCUUCUGCAGUCUGACUCGGCAGACGUAGGCGUAUCCCUAUCGUCAGCAGGCUCGCCAACUUAUAUUAGCGGUAAAAAUCAUUCCACGGGAUGUUCGAGUGGAAAGCCAAUCGUCUCGACUCAGUCUGUUUCUAUGAACAGUUAUAGCUACGGGUCUGUAUCGCCAGCAAACGAGCGUAACACAAAAUAUCAGAGUGGUCACGGUCAACAGCAAUCGAGCACGACAACGACGUACGCUCCGUACAAUCUGGAUAGCUUCAAUUCAACAAGCGGAAGCAGCUCUAACUCAUCGAAUAACUACUGUUCGUCGAUCCAGCAAAACAACAGUAACUCGUUUGGUGGAAGCAUGAACACUACUUGUGACUAUUUCACGCCACGGAACAAUACAACGCCCGACUAUGGACUAAAUACAGGCAGUAAUGGAUUGGGCCAGUCAACUGGUACGGUUAUGAAUGGUGGACAUUACCAUACGCCACACGGACACAACCAUGGCUUCCAUCCGCAACCGCCGGUAAGUUUAGGCAAUCCUGGUGAUUUUGCACCGCCUCCCAUACCGUCCGUGAAUUCGCUCAAUCUCCACGAGGCGGCCACUGGUCAUCUGAUGAAUAAUUUCGUUCCGCCGCCGGUCACGCCCGUCCCUCCAUCAUUCUUAGCACCCCCAAGUGCUGAUAAAAGUUCGAAACAGAGCUCGUCAACCAUUUUCGGUAUACAUCCACCACCCCCGCCGUCAUCUUCAGUGUCGAAGUGCCCUCCGCUGACGUCCAGUUACGCUCCGGUCCCGCCAGUUCCCGGCGGUUGCGACAAUUCGGGUAGCGAUAGUGGUCGAAGUAGCAAGACUUCAUCGGGCGGCUCGUCAAAGGCCGCGCAUAAGACGAGGUCUAGCCAAUCACUUGAUAGCUACCCUAUGCCGACAUUGGACAGAUCUUCGACGGGCUCCACGGGACUGGGCUAUUUUGAUUUUAAUAUGGCGCCCUCGAGCGGCACGUUCAAUAACUGUGGUCCAACACCGUCCGUCGUUGGUGCGACUGGUCAAAAAACUAGUACAACAAGUCAAAACCAUCGGGUGUGGCCUCCAGUCACACCCACGCCGCCAUCGAGCGAUGCCAGCUGUUCAUCAUACCUCUUCCCUGGACAUGGACCGACAGUGACAAGAGCCACAACAUCCAGUCAUGGAUACCACAACCCCAUGUCAAAUAUUGGAUCCAAUGCCGUUGGUCAAAGUACGACGAAUUUCAAUCUCAGCAACAUCUUCCCAGAUAUCGGUAACUGCGGUCAACUGCCAGGUGCAAGCUCGGUGGGUCCAGCUGGUGUAGGAAGCGGCCAAGAUUCGCUGUACGGGGCACGACCUCCUCACGUAGGAGUUCUGCCAAACGCAUUCAAUGGUAUAUUGCCUCCACCUAGACAUUCAGGAUCCACGUCAAGGAGCUCCGGGUUUGGACUCUUUGAUUGAGGGAUUUUGUUACUUUAAUAAGAGCGGCCGGAGUAACUAGUUUUACUUCCACUUAAUGUCUUUGCUCUCCGAUAUUUUAUUUAGUGGGAGUUUCCUUGCAGUAAACAUUCUAACUUACUCCACAGUAUCGCAACGGAUGAGCUACUUUUGCACUUGUAUUGAUAUUCAACAGCAAAAGUGUAUGGGUGGGUUAACUAAGCAGAGUUUUUCCACGCCAAGUUGCCAUGAACGAUCGGUUAACUGCACGACCGACUAUAAUUACUGUAUAGAAUUUGACUGCGAGU
Molecule: messenger RNA, 6660 nt
Organism: Varroa destructor (honeybee mite)
Lineage: Eukaryota; Metazoa; Arthropoda; Arachnida; Mesostigmata; Varroidae
Molecular function (GO): protein dimerization activity
Source: RefSeq, a predicted model, not a curated record